AUGCGAAAUAUGUGGUUUGGUGGCGAUUAUCUUUCGGAAUCGCUCGAAAGUGGCACCAUUCACUUUCAUAAGAAGAAACAGAAGCGAUGGUGGAAUGCGUAUUUACUGAUCUAUGAAAAGGUUAAUUAUCAUGAAAUAGAUGUUAAUUGA
Molecule: messenger RNA, 150 nt
Organism: Gongylonema pulchrum
Lineage: Eukaryota; Metazoa; Nematoda; Chromadorea; Rhabditida; Gongylonematidae
Source: the annotation of a GenBank genome assembly